Hemisphaericaspora subhashii is the source of this 1170-nucleotide messenger RNA. RefSeq names its product mitochondrial 54S ribosomal protein bL27m (gene MRP7). Lineage: Eukaryota; Fungi; Ascomycota; Pichiomycetes; Serinales; Debaryomycetaceae. The record is from RefSeq and is a predicted model, not a curated record. Gene Ontology annotation, molecular function: structural constituent of ribosome. Bases 1 to 1170 code for a protein of 389 amino acids. The transcript has a single exon. Gene Ontology annotation, biological process: translation. Gene Ontology annotation, cellular component: mitochondrial large ribosomal subunit; ribosome.
AUGCUAUUAUCAAGGGGAUUAAUAAGUAGGUCAUUACCUACCACCACCACUGUGGGUCUCACUUUCCCCAAACAAUCCACCUUAUUCAAUUUUUCCCAAAUUCGUACCAAAAAGAAAAGAGCCGCCGGUUCAAGAACCAACAACAAGAACUCCCCGGGGAAGAGAUUGGGUCCAAAAGUCGGUGACGGGCAAUUCGUCGAACAAGGUACCAUUAUCAUGAGACAAAGAGGGACCAAACUCCACCCUGGGGAUAAUACUGGACUUGGACAUGAUCAUACAAUAUUUGCCUUAGAGCCGGGAUAUGUCCGAUUUUAUUAUGAUCCUUUCCAUCCAUUGAGAAAAUAUGUUGGUGUUGCUUUGAAGAAGGAUUAUAUGUUGCCAAAGGAGCAUUUUGCGCCAAGGUUGAGGAGAUUUGGAUAUGUGGAGUUGAUGGAUGAGGGGGAGAAGAUGAAAGAAGAGGCUAGUAUGAGUAGAAAGGAAUUUUUGGCCCAACCGGAAUUGAAAAGACAAGCGGAAGAGUUUGAAGCGUAUAAGAAUAAGAGAUUGGAAGAGUAUAAGAAGAGUAUAAGUGAAGAAUUUACUGGAUUGGGGUUGACUGAACAAGAAGUUGAAAAUGCGGCUAAUAGAGUAUUUGAUAUUGUUCAACUUAGGAAAACUGGCCAAAGUAUGAGUGAAGCAAGAGAACAAGUUACCCUUAAUUUUAUUUAUGAAUUAAGAUUGGCUUUAAGAAGGGGAGAAUUCACCAAGGAAGAAGUUAAUACUGGUAAGAAAAUCUAUAGUGAAUUUGCUCAAAAAAUUGAUGAAGUUAUUACAGUCAAUAUGAACAAUGAACAAAUUAUCAAACAAUUAUCAUCAGAAGAAUUAGAAACCAAGAGGAAAGAAGUUAAGCAACAAUUAGAUUCUUAUUUGACUGAAAAGACUUUGACUGAUAAAUAUAGACAAGAAGUUGAAGAAUUAAUUGUUACUCCUGGUAUUUUCUCUUUAACUGAACAAGAACAACUCAGAGAAGAAUACUUACCAGUAGUGUUACCAUUGACUGUUCCUGGAUCUGUUGUUGAAGAAUUUGAUACUCAAAACCCACCAAAGGGACAUGUAGUACAAACUAUAUUUAAUGAAGAAACUAGAUCCUUUAAGACUAUUGCAAGACCUAAAGUAGCUGUGUCUGCUUAG